GGAUCCGCAAGUGAUGAUAAAAAGCCAGCCUUCAGCCGGAGAACCGUUUACUCGCCGCUGUGCCCAUCUAUCAGCAGGCUCCGGGCUGAAGAUUGCUUCUCUUCUGUCCUCCAAGGUGCUGGCAUACAACUCCUAAAAUCCUUGGAAUCUUCAAAGUGAUAAAUAUCUUUUGAGUGUUAACUGUCUAAUAAGUCUAGCGACGGAGCCUGCGCGCGGCGCCACCAUGCGGCAGAAGGCGGUAUCGCUUUUCUUGUGCUACCUGCUGCUCUUCACUUGCAGCGGGGUGGAGGCAGGCAAGAAAGAGUGCUCGGAGAGCUCGGACAGCGGUUCCGGGUUCUGGAAGGCCCUGACCUUCAUGGCCAUCGGAGGAGGACUCGCGGUCGCCGGGCUGCCUGCGCUGGGCUUCACCGGCGCCGGCAUCGCGGCCAACUCGGUGGCUGCCUCGCUGAUGAGCUGGUCUGCGAUCAUGAAUGGGGGCGGCGUCCCCGCCGGGGGGCUAGUGGCCACGCUGCAGAGCGUUGGGGCUGGCGGCAGCAGCAUCGCCAUGGGUAAAAUAGGUGCCCUGCUGGGCUACGCCACCCACAAGUAUCUCGAUAGUGAGGAGGAUGAAGAGUAGCCAGCAGCUCCCAGAACUCUUCUUCCUUCUUAGCCUAACUCUUCCAGUUAGGAUCUAGAACUUUGCCUUUUUUUUUUUUUUUUUUUUUUUUGAGAUGGGUUCUCACUAUGUUGUCCAGGCUAGAGUGCAGUGGCUAUUCACAGAUGCGAUCACAGUGCCCUACAGCCUCCAGCUCCUAGCCUCAAGUGAUCCUCCUGUCUCAACCUCCCAAGCAGGAUUACAAGCAUGUGCCGACCAUGCCCAGUAUCCAGAACUUUCUCUAUCACUGUCCCCAACAACCUAGAUAAGAAAACAGAAUAAACUUCUUCCAGAAAACA
Molecule: messenger RNA, 933 nt
Organism: Macaca mulatta (Rhesus monkey)
Lineage: Eukaryota; Metazoa; Chordata; Mammalia; Primates; Cercopithecidae
Gene: IFI6
Product: interferon alpha inducible protein 6
Biological process (GO): release of cytochrome c from mitochondria; negative regulation of extrinsic apoptotic signaling pathway in absence of ligand; negative regulation of mitochondrial depolarization
Cellular component (GO): mitochondrial membrane
Source: RefSeq, a predicted model, not a curated record